Strongylocentrotus purpuratus (purple sea urchin) is the source of this 1901-nucleotide messenger RNA. RefSeq names its product G-protein coupled receptor moody-like. NCBI's taxonomy places the organism in Eukaryota, Metazoa, Echinodermata, Echinoidea, Camarodonta, Strongylocentrotidae. The transcript has a single exon. The record is from RefSeq and is a predicted model, not a curated record. Gene Ontology annotation, molecular function: G protein-coupled peptide receptor activity. Gene Ontology annotation, biological process: neuropeptide signaling pathway. Bases 579 to 1835 code for a protein of 418 amino acids. Gene Ontology annotation, cellular component: membrane.
GAAUCAGAGAAAGAUCGAAACAGAGCAUGGCUCUUCCUAUCGCUCAGUCAUGUUAUUUUAAGUAGCUGUCUUAGAAUUGCGCCAGCAUCCACACGACAGCUUGAAAAUAUAUAUGGAUAUUUGUCAGUCGAGGUGAUGAGAGUUUAAUCGCUGGAAUCAUUCACCAUGUUCAUUCAUCUUCAAGAUGUUGAACAACUCACUACGCUUGUUUUGCUAAGCGACAUAAUUUUGGUAACUUGCAUCUGAUCUCUUUUAGUACGAAUAUAGGUUUUGUGAGCAUGUUUCAGUAAAAUGUAUUGGCCUUUACAAUUCAUGGCAUGGAUAUCUACUUGAACCCCACGAUGGGCAAAUAUUGACAAACGUUGAACAGACUAUUUAUGUUUGUAGCAAGACUUUCCUUGAUACAAUGCUGUUCAUGUUGUACUCGGUCAAGAUGAGAUUAUAUUUUCACACGAGCUAAAGUUAACUCGCAGAACGGUUUACUAAAAACUGGGAGCUGGAAAAAAUGAUGUAUCUGCUGACGACAACGUACCAUCUUCUGCAAUGCUUUAAGUAAAAUACAUGGAAGAUAUUUCACCAUGUUGGCUCUAAGAUACAUACUUGCAGUGUUGAUUCGCAGUGUUUUAAUGGUACUGGGAAUUCCUGGGAAUGGCCUCAUCAUCAUCGUCUAUCUUAAGAAGCAUCGUAAAACAGGAACAGACGUCUUCAUUCUUGGACUUGCCAUAGUCGAUUUCAUCGUUUGCACGAGUUUCCCACUAAAGAUAUAUUCUUACAUAACAUCACAGUUUACAAAUGACGUCCUGUGUAAGCUCAUGCAUUUCAUCAUCUACUGGAGCACCUAUCUUGGGACGUUCUUGACAACGGUCAUCACGGUUGAUCGUUAUAUCGCAGUGUGUAAACCAUUGAAGCGAAGAGUAUCCCCAAAACAGGCGGUUAUCAUCAUCUCGACCUGCUCCGUCCUGGCAGCAUUCUGCGCCAUACCGUCCGUUUCAAAGACGGGCAUCGCGACCUAUGGUCCCGCCGUUUCCAAGUGCUCUUACAUUUACGAUAACCUUGCCUAUGCUCAAAUCAUUGCCUACUUAAAUGACACUCUGUUCUACAGUUGCCUGGCUCUGAUCACGUUCCUGUAUACCCUGAUCUGGAUAGCGGUACGUCGUCGGGCCAGGGUCCGCGUGGAGAAACUGGGUGGUGCCAACAGUAUAUCUGGAAACGUAAGACCAACGCAGAUUUCCGUGAUGCCAUCCGAAGCUUGGGCGGGUGAGGAAGGUGCGAAUUCGAAGAGCCCGACUGAAGGGCACAAGGCACAGGUUCAGAGCAACUAUGCUGCGAAGACCGUUGACCAGUCCUCCAGCGAUGAGGCUGGGGCAUCAAGGGACCAGUCCGCAGGAGGACGUGGCGACGCCUCCGACCUUCUCUCUGUUGAGCCUAAUUCUAAUCAAGGUAGACCUGUUUUUGCUGGAAAUCAUCUCGCUCCUCCUCCUCCUACUCCUGGUGGGAGCGUUAGCGUUAGCCACGGUGCAAUGGCCAAGCCUUCAAAGGCAGUUGCCCCAGCCGCGAUCAUCCGGACAAACAACAAGACAACCGUCAUGAUCUUCAUCAUCACCGUCAUAUUUUUCCUCUCCUGGAUCCCGACCAAAAUCUGGGACUACUACCCAAACAUCAAGUUCACUUGGCUCCAAACGGAUCCAGUGAAAUACAACUUCUUCUACGUUUCUCUAUUCGCUGUGAAUCUCAACCAGGUGAUCAAUCCCUUCAUCUACAGUUUCGUCAACGUUCAGUUCAGGCGUGAAUGCGUCACAGUGAUGAGGCAUAUCCGACAGUGCAGAUUAUCUUAAAAGUCUAGGGCAUUUCGUUUGAUCGCUUACUUUUAUUUUUGGUUUAUAGAUGUCUCUGCAAAGCAU